Molecule: messenger RNA, 846 nt
Organism: Homalodisca vitripennis (glassy-winged sharpshooter)
Lineage: Eukaryota; Metazoa; Arthropoda; Insecta; Hemiptera; Cicadellidae
Product: protein SCAF11-like
Exons: 2
Coding region: 1-846 (281 amino acids)
Source: RefSeq, a predicted model, not a curated record
AUGACUAGUCGAACUGGUAGAGGUUACGAUCUUGUAAUUCCACCAUGGCAAAAGGGGAAGAGCAAACGACUCCAGUUUCCAAACGGUAUCAGGCAUAACCUUCCCGGGCUAACAUUCCCGAUUGCACGGUUGACCGCCCUCCCAUUGCAAGGCACCCUGCCUGAGCAGCAGAUGAUUACAGACCCUCAGUCAGAGUCAAUAUUUACCCGGGAACCAGAGAGAGGCUACACAGCCAGUGAGACUCCACAGUCAGAGAGACUCCACGGUCAGAGAGAGACUCCACAGCCAGAGAGACUCUACAGUCAGAGAGAGACUCCACAGUCAGAGAGAGACUCCACAGCCAGAGAGACUCUACAGUCAGAGAGAGACUCCACAGUCAGAGAGAGACUGCACAGCCAGAGAGACUCCACAGCCAGAGAAACUCCACAGUCAGAGAGAGACUCCACAGUCAGAGAGAGACUGCACAGCCAGAGAGAGACUCCACCGUCAGAGAUACUCCACAGUAAGAUAGACUCCACAGCCAGAGAGACUACACAGAGUGAGACUCCACAGUCAGAGACUCCACGGUCAGAGAGAGACUCACAGAGACUCCACAGUCAGAGAGAGACUCCACAGUCAGAGAGAGAGACUCAGCCAGAGAGACUCUACAGUCAGAGAGAGAGACUCCACAGUCAGAGAGAGACUCCACAGCCAGAGAAACUCCACGGUCAGAGAGAGACUCCACGGUCAGAGAGAGACUCCACAGUCAGAGAUACGUCUGGCUGUAGAUAUUAUUAUGUGUUGUCAGACAUCGAUUCGUCUUGCUCUGGUAUUGGAGCCAUUAUCGGCCAGUUUCACUUCUAUUAG